Babjeviella inositovora NRRL Y-12698 is the source of this 1080-nucleotide messenger RNA. RefSeq lists its product as uncharacterized. Lineage: Eukaryota; Fungi; Ascomycota; Pichiomycetes; Serinales. Gene Ontology annotation, cellular component: mitochondrial inner membrane. Bases 113 to 988 code for a protein of 291 amino acids. The record is from RefSeq and is a predicted model, not a curated record. Gene Ontology annotation, biological process: mitochondrial proton-transporting ATP synthase complex assembly. The transcript has a single exon.
CCAGGCUCACAGGUGCUCUUUCGGCACGUGCAUGAACCACCAAAAUUUCAGCUACAUAUCAAACCACCCACCAUAUAGAGCCUUCUACUCUAAUACGUCCCAGCCAAUUGAAAUGACCACGCUUUUGAAGAGAAACUACGCGUCGGGGCUCUCAAGACUCACGAGAAACUUCAAGGACAUUCAGCCUAAGCCGUUUGUGAUGGAGACAUUGUCGAAGCCGUUUGGAAUUCCGCAGCCACUCAACUUGACGGACUACUACCAAAACCAGAACUCGAAGCACAAGGUCCAAAACUUCCAGAGCUUCAAAUACGAGUUCUUCGACAAGUCGCGCAAGGAAGAGAAGCGUGUGGAAUUGGCAAAGACAUACUCUGAGAGCGGAUUCUACGAGAUGGGCAUCUUCAGACAGACGAAAGGGCGCAUUUUCGGCCCCCCACCCGGAUUAUUCCGUGGCGAUAAGGCCUUGUACUUUCCGUCUGUUAGGGGUGAGAACUUGUUGGGACAGCAGGUGGAUCUCCAGGCGUUGUGGGCGGGCAAAAUCAAUGUGAUGAGGGUAUUUACUCCACGGAUCGCAGAUGAGUCCAGUGCCGCGUGGUUGAAGGCAGACGGGCUUGAUUACUUGAAUAAGGACUACGAGGCGUUCCAGGCACGUUUUCCCCACUCCCAGAUACUUGACUUGAAUCUCGCGGAGAACGGCAUCAAGGGAUUGUUCACGCGGUUCGCGCGUGGCAGCUUACGUGCGCUCACGAACUCGAAGCGACACGGGUUGUACGUGAUGAGUACGCGUGACCAGUUCAAUGUGGACUUGGGCCUAAUGAAAGAGGCAACCAAGUUGAGGAACUUGUAUGCGGGGUAUCUCUAUGUGAUUGACUGGGAGGGUAAGAUCAGAUGGGCAUGUUCGGGGGAUGUGAAUGAGGCGGAGCAGGCGGUUUUGUUUAAAAACUUGCGAUUGUUAGAGAAGGAAUUUACCAGCAGCGAAAGUCAACGCUAGCAAGAUCAAGUCUGGCUGGAUGUCUUUGUAUAUAUACCUAUUUCAACAAAUGCUUAUAGUUGAUAGAUCGCUAAUGUAAUGAUUCAAGUGUG